Messenger RNA from Trichomonas vaginalis G3, 867 nucleotides. Its product is annotated as myotrophin family. The record is from RefSeq and is a predicted model, not a curated record. The transcript has a single exon. Bases 1 to 867 code for a protein of 288 amino acids. Lineage: Eukaryota; Parabasalia; Trichomonadida; Trichomonadidae. Gene Ontology annotation, cellular component: nucleus; cytoplasm. Gene Ontology annotation, molecular function: protein binding.
AUGCUUAUUUCACAUGGUGCAGAUGUUAAUGCAAAAGAUAAAGAUUUGCAAACUCCUCUUCAUUGUGCUUCAGAAUGCAAUUCAAAGGAAAUCGCAGAAUUACUUAUUGGUCAUGGUGCAGAAAUCAAUUCUAAAGAUGAAGAAAAAGAAACUCCUCUUCAUGUAACUGCAUAUUGUGAUAGUAUUGCAGUAGCCGAAGUACUUAUUCUUCAUGGUGCAAAUAUCAAUAAACAUAAUAUGGAAGGUAAACUCCCCAUUCAUGUUUCUGUCGAAGAGAGCCAUUAUAAGAUUUCCGAAUUUUUAAUAUCACAUGGGGCAGACAUCAAUGCAACCGAAAAAUAUUCAUUGAAUACCGCUUUACAUAAUGCAGUCACAUACGGCGAUACCGAUUCAAUAAAAUUUCUUAUUUCUCAUGGUAUCAACAUUGAUUCAAAAGAUAAAGAUGGGAAUACCUCUCUUCAUUUAGCAGUUGUAAAUUCUGAUAUCGAAUUUAUUGAAAUCCUUCUUGAAAAUGGAGCAGAUAUCAACUCCAAAAAUUUCAAAGGCCAAACUGUCCUUCAUAUUUCAGUUGAAAAAAAUGACAUAGAUAUUACAAAAUAUCUUGUUGAACAUUCUUCAAAUAUCAAAUCAAGAGAUAACAACGGAAAAACAGCUCUUCAUAUUUCAUCAAAAUUUAAUAACACAAAAGCAGCAAAUCUAUUAAUUUCAUCUGGAAUUCAAAUAGAUAAAAGAGAUCAUGAAGGUAAAACCGCACUUCAUGAAGCAGCAGCAAUAAAUAAUACAGAAAUUGGCGAAAUUCUAAUUUCCCAUGGUUCAAAUAUUCAUGCAAAAGAUAACUAUGGAAAAACUGCUCUCCAUUGUGCAUAA